Humulus lupulus (European hop) is the source of this 4308-nucleotide messenger RNA. RefSeq lists its product as uncharacterized. Bases 442 to 4176 code for a protein of 1244 amino acids. The record is from RefSeq and is a predicted model, not a curated record. NCBI's taxonomy places the organism in Eukaryota, Viridiplantae, Streptophyta, Magnoliopsida, Rosales, Cannabaceae. The transcript is spliced from 5 exons.
UCAUACUCUAAAAAGCUUUGUUCCUCUGCUUCCACACACACUCUCUCGCUCUCGUCAAACAUUAUAUGUUAUUCCACAUUUGUCCCUACCAGACUCCAAAUCUCGUUUCUGCAUCACCUUUUUCGAUCCAUUUCUUCUGUUCCGGCCGCCGGCGACUGUGUCUCUCCGGUUAGUUCUCUCUGCUGUUAGGGUUUUAGCAGUAUUGCGCUGUAUACUGCCAUUGCGUUUGAAUUAGGGUUUUGCCGUUAUCUAGAUUCGUUGGCUGAGUAUCGCUCGGCGGUUGAAAUUAGGGUUUCUUGUAUUGGAUAUGGCGGCUCCACUUCUCGUUUGAAAAUAUUUCAAAUUAGGUUUGGAAUAUAGCAUUUAUAUUUGAGUUUUGGGGGUACUCGUUACUGUUUGGGACUCGGCAUCAGCGUCUUUGAGUUUUUUUUUUCUUCAGUGAUGCCGAGGAGUUCGAAGCACAAGUCAAGUAAGCAUAGUUCGAAGGAGGUGAAGGAGUAUUCGGAUUCGGAGAAGGAUUCGAGCUUCAAGGAUCGGAAGGGGAAGGAAGAGAGUGGCGGAGUUAGGGUUUCGAAAGAUACAAUCUCGAGUGAUAAGCGGAAGCUUGAAUCGAAGGAUGGAAAGGACUUGUAUAGUGCUUCAGGAAACGGGGACUAUUCGGAUGAGUACAGUUCGUCAAAGCGGCGCAAGGAGAGGGCUGAUGAAAGAGCAACUGAUAGGUGGAAUGGGGGUGAUGAUGAUCACCGAGGCAGUGGCGAGGGUUCCAAGAAGUCGUCGAAAGCAUCAGGGGAUACGAAGAGUAAGAGGAGGGAUGAAAAUAUGGGAAUGUAUGAAGAGGCUGAGGACUUGAAGAAGGGUAGUAUUGGUGGGAAGGGUGAGGGAAGGCAUAGGGAUAGGGAUUCUAGUCGAAAGGAGGGUAAGGAUGGUGGGACAGAGAGAGACAGAGAUAAGGAGAAGGAGAAGGACAGGGAAAGAAAAACUAAGGAAGGACGUUGUGAGAAACCUGUUGGUGGCGAUGAACAUCGUGCGGCGGUGAAGCAAGUAAUCGAAAAUACUGAUUUGGAUGCUCAAGGUGAUUUGGGAAGUCCUGAACCAGAUAACCUGCUUGAAAGAAGGAGGAAAAAACGAGAUCCUUCUAUUGAUUAUGAGAAGCAUCAAGAUGAUAUGGGAGACUUUAACAAUAGAAGAUUAUCUUCCAGGGAGGAUACUGGCAAGGAUGGAAAACAAAGAGAUGAGAAGCGCAAGGAUGAGAGAUACAAAGAGAAGUAUCGAGAAGAAAUUGUUGAUAGAGACAGCAAGCAUCGUGAUGACAGACCAAAGGAUGAGCGCCCUGCAAAAGAUCAUCUUAGUAGCAGAUCUGAAGAUAAGCAUAUGAAGGAUGAAAAGGAUACUGCAGAAAUGCAAAAUAAGAAAUCUAAACUUCAUGAUGGGGAGCGCAAAGGAGAGAAUGAUCGAGAUCGUGACCGUCAUCGUGACUUAAAUGUCAGAGAUCGUGACCGACAUCGUGAGCAUGAUCGUGACCGUGGUCGCGAUCGUGAUUAUGAUCGUGAUCAUGAUUGGGAAUGGGACCGAGAUCGAGAUGGGGACCGUGAUCGAGAACGCAACCGUGAUCGGGAUCGGGAACGUGAUAGAGACCGUGAGCGUGAUCGAGACAGGGACUACGAUCGAGAUCAUGACCAUGAUUUUGAUCGGGACUAUAGUAGCUCACUUCUUGAUGACCGAGCUUCUAGAUACAAAGAUAGCAGCAGGGCAAAGAAAAGAUCUCCAGAUGAUCGUGACGAUAUUAGUGACUUUCCAUCCAGAGGUAGUAAAAAUCGUUAUUCUGAUAUGGAAAAGAAGGCUUUAAGUGGUGAUCGAAUAGAGUCAGAUGCUAAUAAGGGUAGAUCUCAUUCACGGCAAACUAUGGUAGACACCAUUACAAGCAGUGACAAGCGGAGGAAAUCCCCCAGUUCCAGUCCACGUGUUGGCGUUGAGGAGUAUAGGCAUCUAAAUUCUGAAGAUUUGAAGUACAGGGAUGCAUUGACUGAACACAGGUCCAAAGCAAUUCCUUCAAAAGAUGUAUCUGGUUUUUCUAUCGGACUAGAAAAAGGCCCUAAAUACAGAUCCAUGGAGAAAUCCACUAAAUUGGAUGACACUCUGUUGGGAGAACUGUCAACUGAAAAGUCUUCUAGUUCUAAAGCUUCACCCUUGGGUUUGAUGGAAAGAUCUCCUUCAUCUUCAAGUAUUGACCGUAGGUACAUGAAUAGAACGGGUGCUAGGCGGAGUCUUGACAUUGAAGAAACAGGGCGGAGAAACAGUGCCUCUAUUGAUAAUAGAGAUUUUGGUGCUUCUGAUGAUAGACUGAGUCGGGACUUACCAUCAGAGAAGCCUUUGGCAGACGACUCCUCUCCUGUUGAUUCCAACUUUUACAAUAGGUCUACACAGGGUAACUCAUCUUUGAUUCCUUCACACUCUGCUUUCAGGACUGGAGUUGACAGCCCUUUUAUGGGCUCUCUUGAAGAUGAUAGCAGGAUUAAUUCCAAUGCACGUUAUCGGAGGAGUGAUCUCAACAUGGGAAGAGGGCAUAAUAAUGCAUGGAGGGGUGUUUCAAACUGGAAUUCACCACUACCGAAUGGCUUUAUGCCUUUCCAACCUGGGCCACCUCAUGCAGGUUUUCAAGGGAUGAUGGCACAAUUUCCUGGUCCUCUUUUUGGUGUUAGACCUUCAUUGGAAAUUAACCAUGCUGGGAUUCCAUAUCAUAUGCCAGAUGCUGACAGAUUUUCCAGUCCCAUGCGUCCACUUGGUUGGCAGAAUAUAAUGGAUGGUUCAGGACCAUCUCAUUUGCAUGGGUGGGAUGGAAGUAAUGGUGUCUUUAGAGACGAGCCUCACUUGUUUGGGGCAGCUGAGUGGGACCAGAACAGGCAUCCAAUGAAUAGCAGGGGAAGGGAAUCCAGUGUUGAUGUGUGGAAAGGACAAAACGGAGAUACAAAAAGAGACUUGCGUUCCCCAUCUCACAAAGACGAGGCAUCACUGGAUGAUGGCUUGGCCGUUCAGAUUGGUCAGAUGUCUAAUCAUGAAGAUAAUCGUGGCAAUGGGAUUCUGGGAAAGUUUUCUGAAACAAGAUCUGGUGCAACUUCUUCUGCAGAAGAGUCAACUCCUAAGGUUAUCCAUGAAAAGAAACUUGGUCCUCCUAAAUCUUCAAAGGAAAAUGUUUAUUGUUUGAGCCGUUACUAUCUCUCCAAGCUUGACAUUUCUGCAGAACUUGCACGACCAGAAUUGUAUAACCAAUGUAUGAGCUUAAUUGAUAUUGAUCAAAGUACAACUACUGAUGAAGAGACCACUGUGCGUAUAAUGUCAAAGGACUAUCUGAGAGCUGAAGUGAAAUCGUCUGUUAAUACAUUGCGGAGUUCACAUUUUUCUUCCAUGAAGAAAUCUGUCUUUCAGUUGGUUGAUGUUGUUCAUGUCUUGCAGAGGGCUAUGGAUCUUUACAAGAAACAGAGAAUGGAAGCAACAGGUGGGCCAUUUUUGCCCAAUAGAACAUUGAAUGUUGUAUCAAAAUCAGAAUCAAAUCAGAAGCAAGAGGUCCAUACUGAUGUAGAAAUGGUGGAGGACUCAGUUCCAACUUUAGGUACAGAAAUUGCAGAUGCUUCAAAUUCGAAGUUGGAUGUAGAGAAUGUUGAACCUGUUAUCUCUGUUGCAUCUGAGGUGAAAUCAGAAGCGGUGGUUUCACCUCCUACUUGUGAGAUGCAGAAUCACAAUCCUCUUACUUUUCCAAAGUUGGAAGUGCCCGUGGGAGAGGAUGGUCAAGAGAAUACAGAGGAGGAGCCACAGACCAUUUUCAAUGAAGUGAAAACAGAAGUGAUAUCUUCGUCUGAGCAGCAGGUGACUCCUCCUGGGGAUUCAACUGCAGCAGCAGCAGCAGCAGAUGGAGCCUUGUCACCUGACAAUGCAUCACUGCCAGCCGCAUCUAUAUCGGCUGAGGGUGAAAACAUGGAUGAAAAUAGCAGGGCCAACGGGGGCCAAUCUGUUGACAACGAAGAGGAAGGUGGUAUGGCUUUGGGUGAUGGGAUGAGUGGUCCUGUGUCUGUUCCAGGUGAAUCAUCUCCCAAGGAUUGUGAGGCUGUGAUGUCUGGGUCAAAUGAGUCUGAGUCGGUUAAUUUAAGUCGGAUACAUCAUUCACCUGAAAGUACACAUUGAGACAAUUUCUAUAUCCAUCAUGUUCUUUUUAAUUGCCCUUUUGGUAAGCUAGUUUUGCCAUUUCAUAUCUUGUUGCCUUCUCGUUUUCAGCAAAGGAAAUAAAACUAUAGUAUAUGCCUUUUUUGAUUCCCA